Messenger RNA from Labeo rohita (rohu), 438 nucleotides. Its product is annotated as dispanin subfamily A member 2b. The transcript is spliced from 2 exons. Gene Ontology annotation, cellular component: plasma membrane. Lineage: Eukaryota; Metazoa; Chordata; Actinopteri; Cypriniformes; Cyprinidae. The record is from RefSeq and is a predicted model, not a curated record. Bases 24 to 401 code for a protein of 125 amino acids.
CAACUUCUUGGUAUUGAAUUGACAUGGCAAUGCAGAGCUAUUCAGCACCUGGGGGUAUCCCAAUGCAGGACAAUAGAGCCUACGCUGCCCAGUCAGUAACAGUGUCCAUGCCUGACCAAAAAGUCAGUGAUGAUAUCAUUUUCUCCACAUUCAGUCUUCACUUCUGUAAUGUUUGCUGUCUUGGGUUUGGAGCCUUUUACAACUCAAUAAAGGCCAGGGACAGCAGAUUGCUGGGAGACUUCCCAAAGGCACGGUCUUAUGGCGCCAAAGCUCGCCGCCUAAACAUUGCUGCCGUCAUUAUUGGUUCCAUCCUUAUACUCAUCUUUCUCAUCAUCUUUGUCAAGACAUAUAUGCAAGCCACAUCAAUUUACAAUCAGAUUCGUUAUCCGUAUAAUUACUGAUUGCUUUCUUUGUUUUUCUUUUAUUAUUUUUUUUUUU